CAUAUAUCACUGUUACGUCUCUUGUCGAGAAUCUAGGGUUUCUUUCUCUCUCUCUCUCUUUCCAUGAUUUGUAGCGCCUCCCUCUCUCCAUCUCUCCAUAGCUUCUGGGCUCGAUUCCUCUUCUCGGGCUUCCUAAUUAUGUUCAAUUAAACUUCGUCUUCUUGCGCUCACCUUACAGAUCUUCUCUUUCCUCUGAGAUUUCCGCGACUUUAACCUAAUUUUUUCACUUUCAAAGCUUUGAAUUUUCUCCGAGAUCUCUCUGAUUCGUUGGGGUACUUCAACGGAAGCUAUUGGGUGCGUUGAAAUGGAAUCGAAGAUCAAAAAGCCUGCUAAUUUUAUCGAAGACGCAGACAUUGAUGGAGGUGCCGAGAGUGAUUCUACCAUUAGUAGCGUUAUAAGUUUGGAAGAUGAGUCGGUGGUUGAUGUUUCUGGUCAGAAUCUGGAGUUUUCUCUUCUAGAUAAUGUCGAUGAUUCGGUUAAAGGUCUCUACUUCUUCAGGAAUGUAUUCAAUUUGCUUCCCAAAUCGAUUGGAGGGCUUGGGAGAUUAAGGAAGCUCAAGUUUUUCAGUAACGAGAUCGAUUUGUUUCCGCCGGAAUUAGGGAAUUUGGUGAAUUUGGAGUAUCUUCAGGUCAAGAUAUCGUCACCCGGUUUUGGCGAUGGCUUGUCGUGGGAUAAGCUUAAGGGUUUGAAGGAGCUUGAGCUUACUAAAGUUCCUAAACGAUCUUCGGCUUUGACCCUUUUGAGCGAGAUUUCUGGGCUCAAGUGUCUGACGAGGCUCUCUGUUUGUCACUUCUCAAUUAGAUAUCUUCCCGCGGAGAUUGGAUGUCUUAAGAGUCUGGAGUAUCUGGAUCUCUCUUUUAACAAGAUCAAGAGUUUGCCUAACGAGAUAGGUUAUCUGAGUUCAUUAACGUUCUUGAAGGUUGCUCACAACAGACUGAUGGAGCUAUCACCGGCUUUAGCUUUAUUACAAAACUUAGAAAGCCUGGACGUAUCAAACAACCGAUUGACAAAUCUGCAUCCUCUCGAUCUAAGCUUGAUGCCUCGACUUCAAAUUUUAAAUUUACGGUACAAUAAGCUCCCGAGUUAUUGCUGGAUUCCGACAUGGAUACAUUGUAAUUUGGAAGGGAACUAUGAAGAGAUGGGCGUUGAUACUUGUAGCAGCUCUAUGGUUGAAAUGGAUGUAUUUGAAACCCCAUAUGAGAACAACACCAUAACCGUUCCUCAUAAAGGCUCCCACCGUAACCCAUUAAAUAUGUCAACUGGAAUCUCUUCCAUCAGUAGAUGCUUUUCGGCCCGAAAAUCAAGUAAGAGGUGGAAGCGGAGACAACAUUACUUCCAGCAAAGGGCAAGGCAAGAACGCUUGAACAACAGCAGGAAAUGGAAAGGGGAAGUCCCUCCAGGAGGAUUAAGUCUGAAGAUGGAAGUCGAAGAAACUGGGAAACAGGGCAUGAAAGUUCCUGAGAACACUGACAGAGGUUCAGUUGAUAGCACCUACUCGGGUGACAAUGAUAAACUGUUAGAAGAGGCUUCUGUCAUUACUUCUGAAGAGGAAGAGGAAGAGAGCAGUCUUAAAGCUAAGUUUGCUUCUGACAAUUCCCGAUUCGUGGAAACCCAAUUAACGAGUGAAAGGGAUAACAAUGAAAGUUGUGAGAUCAAGGCUUCUUCUCCCUCUUCAGGAGAUGCACCUGGUACGGCAGACUAUAAUUCUUCUUCAGAGAGAAAGAAGCCAAAUAACAAGUCGAAGCGAUGUAGUGAGAAGUAUCUGGAUAAUCCAAAAGGCUCUAAAUGCCAUAGACCGUCUACCGAUUUUGCUAAUUUGUCGCACAAAUACAGCAGAAACUCAUUUUGCAGCACAGAAGAUUCUCUACCUGAUGGCUUUUUUGAUGCUGGACGUGAUAGGCCCUUUAUGUCUCUUAGUAAAUAUGAGGAAAUUUUGCCUCUUGAUUCACGUGAAGUCAUACUCUUGGACAGGGCAAAGGAUGAAGUGUUGGAUGCAAUCACUCUCUCUGCUCGAACCUUGGUAGCUAGGUUGAAGAAAUUGAACUGUUUAACUCCAGAUGUAGAUCAAGUUUCCAUCGACAACUUGCAAGUUGCAUCAUUUCUUGCCCUUUUUGUAUCGGAUCACUUUGGGGGGAGUGACAGGACUGCUAUUAUUGAAAGAACCCGAAAGGCAGUGUCUGGUACAAACUACCAGAAACCCUUUAUUUGCACCUGUUUGACUGGGAACCAAGACGACUUGGCUGCUCUCAACAAACAGGUCUCAACAACGGCUGAAGAUGUCAUUUUGUCUGAUGUGUGUGAAAAAUCUCUGCGGUCUAUUAAGUCCAAGCGGAACUCUAUAGUGGUUCCUCUAGGGAAACUGCAAUUUGGCAUCUGUAGGCACAGGGCCUUGCUCAUGAAGUACCUUUGUGAUCGCAUGGAGCCUCCUGUACCCUGUGAACUUGUUAGAGGCUAUCUAGAUUUCAUGCCACAUGCCUGGAACAUUGUCCCUGUGAAGCAAGGUUCCUCAUGGGUUCGUAUGGUAGUUGAUGCUUGUCGUCCUCAUGAUAUCAGGGAAGAUACAGAUCAAGAAUAUUUCUGCAGGUACAUUCCCCUUAAUCGGCUAAACGAAUCCAUUCGCACAAAGGAAAAUUUGGAACCAGGAUGUUCUGUUUCUUCUCUGUUAACGGGCAAAGGAGUUGAAAGAGCUAAUAGUAGUCUUAUCCGAUGCAAGCUUGGCUCAACUGAAGCAGUUGUGAAGAUGCGUACAUUAGAGGUUUCUGGAGCUUCCUUAGAUGACAUUAGGACUUUUGAGUAUACUUGCUUAGGAGAAGUGCGGAUUUUAGGAGCUUUGAAACAUGACUGCAUUGUGGAGUUAUAUGGACAUGAGAUAUCGUCCAAGUGGAUAACCUCAGAAAAUGGAGAUGAACAUCGACGCGUAUUGCAAUCUUCUAUUCUGAUGGAACACAUAAAAGGAGGAUCUCUAAAGGGCCACAUUGAGAAGCUCUCGGAAGCUGGUAAGCACCAUGUUCCCAUGGAUCUAGCCUUGUCUAUUGCAAGAGAUAUCUCAGGGGCUUUAAUGGAGCUGCACUCGAAGGAUAUAAUUCACCGUGACAUAAAAAGCGAAAACGUUUUGAUCGAUCUGGACAAUCAAAGUGCAAAUGGAGAAGCCAUUGUGAAGCUUUGUGAUUUUGAUAGAGCUGUUCCACUUAGGUCUCACUUGCACGGGUGCUGUAUUGCCCAUGUGGGAAUACCUCCUCCUAAUAUCUGUGUCGGUACGCCACGAUGGAUGUCCCCUGAAGUCUUCAGAGCAAUGCAUGAACAAAACUUUUACGGACUUGAAGUGGAUAUCUGGUCAUUUGGUUGCUUAAUCUUUGAGUUGUUGACACUACAGAAUCCUUAUUUUGAUUUAUCUGAGCUUCAGAUUCACGAAUCCCUACAGAAGGGCAAAAGACCAAAGCUACCAAAGAAACUAGAGACACUGAGCUCUGAAACAGAGGAAGACGAAUCAACAAACAAACUCUGUGAAGAGUUUGACCUAACCGAAUCUGACUUAGACACAAUGAGAUUUCUUAUCGACGUGUUUCACCAGUGCACUGAGGAGUCUCCUUCAGACCGUCUAAACGCAGGAGACCUCCAUGAAAUGAUUCUUUCACGGACAAAGAGAGAGUAAAUCUCCUUCAGGUACUUGCAGUUCUUCACAAAGCUCAAGCCUUUAAAAGGCUUUGAAGCUUAAAAGAGAGAAGAUAGAAAGAUUGAGUCUCAGUUUCUUAAGAUUAGAUUUAUGGCCAACAAUUUGGGCCUAAAAGCUUCGUAAGCUUAUGGAAACCACAGAACGAUAGGUGGUAAUUUAUUUCUUGUAACCUUGUUUGUUUCUUCAUUUUGUAACCCCCAAAAGUGUUCUUAGAUUGUAUCAUUUGAUUCUGUAGACACCAUUGUAUCAUUCUUCUUCCAACUUUUAUUAAAACAAAGAGCAUAUGAACCAUUACAUAUUUGAAGAUUUUCUUGAUUCAA
Molecule: messenger RNA, 3993 nt
Organism: Arabidopsis lyrata subsp. lyrata
Lineage: Eukaryota; Viridiplantae; Streptophyta; Magnoliopsida; Brassicales; Brassicaceae
Exons: 11
Coding region: 305-3652 (1115 amino acids)
Biological process (GO): peptidyl-threonine phosphorylation; peptidyl-serine phosphorylation
Molecular function (GO): protein binding; protein serine/threonine kinase activity; ATP binding
Source: RefSeq, a predicted model, not a curated record